AUGGUGGACGCGACAGCAGGGACAAGCAAAAGCGGAGAGAAGCAUCAGGAAGGUUAUCUGCGCACGCACCUCGGUGAGGUGGAGAAGCUGCAGACAAGCGGAACUAAGGCAACGUUACCCCAGACACAAUCGUACAUCAAAGCGGACAGUCGCAAACCCUGUCGAAUUUGCCAACGAACAGAUCAUCGAAUUCGAUACUGCGACGAAUUUGGCAAGCUUACGUGGGAUCAACGAAUGAAGGAAGUCAGCAAGUGGAAGUUGUGCAAUAUUUGCCUAAACGAUCACGGGCUAGCACGGUGCCGUUUCAAGACAAAAUGCAACAUUGGUACCUGCCAGGAACGUCACCAUCCCUUGCUUCAUCCACCCCAAAAUCAGCGUCAAGCGACCCCAUUAACAACGGAUUGCAACGUCCAUGAUCUACAGUCAAAUCAACCGGUAAUUUUUCGCAUGGUACCAGUCAGGCUAUCUAACGGCGAGCGUGGAAAAGAAGUGGCUGAGCAGAUCAAGUUGGAAGGAGUACCGCAGCCGAUGUUGGUGAAGUGGACUGCCGGUAUAACAAGAAUGGAACGAGACUCGAGAUGUGUCCACCUGUCAAUAUCGGGAUGCAACUCGACAAAACAGUUCACACUGAGAAACGUGCAAACCGUUGAUCAACUAAAACUUCCCAAGCAGACCUUGGACUACAGCGCAGUUGCUGCCAAGUACAGUCAUCUGAAGGAUCUCCCGGUUGCAGAUUAUCGCUGUGGUUCACCGAAAAUACUUAUUGGACUGAAACAUCUACACGUGUACGCGCCUUUGGAGUCUCGUGUCGGAAACCCAGGUGAUCCAAUUGCCGUACGCACACAACUCGGCUGGACAGUGUAUGGUCCCAAGCAACAAACUGACCAGACGGCUGGGUUCUUCGGUCAUCAUGACGUGCAGCAUACUGCUGAUUUGGAACUUCACGAAUUACUUCACAACUUCUUCACGCUUGAGGAAUCUGGUAUAUCUGUGACCCCGCUUCCAGAAUCAAAUGAGGAUCGGCGUGCUCGAGAAUUGCUGGAGAAAACUACCGUCCGAAAGGGAGAUCGUUACGAAACCGGUCUCUUGUGGAAAGAAAAUCAUACGCAACUGCCAGACAGCUACCCCAUGGCGGUCAAACGAAUGGAAUGCCUGGAAAAGAAACUAAUCAGAAACCCGGAGUUGCAAGACAAAGUGUCCAAGCUUAUUGAGCAAUAUUUAGAAAAGGGAUAUGCCCACAAAAUCACGGCUCAAGAUCUAGAGGAUGCAGUACCAGGCAGAACGUGGUACCUUCCAUUAAAUGUGGUUCUGAAUCCGAAGAAACCAGGCAAAAUUCGCCUUGUCUGGGAUGCGGCAGCAGCGGUUCAAGGCACGUCACUAAACUCGACAUUGCUUAAAGGCCCGGACCUACUAGUGAAUCUUCCUGUUGUGCUUUACCAUUUUCGCGAGCGGCCAAUCGCCUUUGGAGGUGAUAUCGCGGAGAUGUAUCACCAGAUCCUGAUCAAACGAAGUGAUAAGCAAGCGCAGCGGUUCUUGUACCGCGACGAUCCCUCUUGUCCUCCCCAAACCUAUGUGAUGGACAGAGCAACAUUCGGCUCAACGUCUUCGCCGUGCUCUGCGCAGCACGUAAAAAACAAGAAUGCGCAAAUGUUCGCCGACCAGUUUCCGGAAGCGGUACAAGCGAUCGUCGACAAACAUUAUGUCGACGAUUAUUUAGAUAGCACCGACACCAUCGAUGAGGCAGUAAAACGCGCACUCGAAAUGUUUUUGGAAAAACUGGGUGAGCCCAGAAAAGAGCAACUGGUCCGAUUCACAUAUAAUAAAACUACCACCACUGAGCGGAUUCUCGGGGUCUCUUGGGACCCCGUUGAAGAUGUGUUCGUUUUCUCGGCCAAGCUGCGCGAAGAUUUGGAACCAUUCAUUACUGGAACUCAGCGACCAUCGAAGCGCCAGGUCGCCAGCUGUAUCAUGAGUUUUUUCGACCCACACGGCUACUUGGCCCCAAUUACUAUUCACAGAAAAAAUCUGCUUCAAGAUUUUUGGCGUAUUGGUCGCACCUGGGAUGAGAAAAUUACUGAUGAAGCUGCCACGAAGUGGAAUCGUUGGACAACUGCUAUGCCCGCUGUUGAAUCCCUUAAAAUUCCUCGCUGUUACUUUUCGUCGGCAAGGCCGAUGGAUCGUGACGGCUUACAACUGCAUAUUUUUGCAGAUGCAAGCGAAAACGCCUAUGGCUGUGUGGCCUACUUUCGAACGGUGAUCGAAGGUCUACCCAAGAAUGCAUUAGUUGCCGCUAAGACAAAAGUGGCGCCGUUGCAACAUGAGUCCAUCCCCAGACUGGAACUAAAUGCGGCGGAACUAGCUUUCAGUUACGAUCAAAGCUGGCCACUCUAUUCCCAUCACAAAAACUGUUUUCUGGAUUGA
Messenger RNA from Armigeres subalbatus, 2421 nucleotides. RefSeq lists its product as uncharacterized. Lineage: Eukaryota; Metazoa; Arthropoda; Insecta; Diptera; Culicidae. The transcript is spliced from 3 exons. Bases 1 to 2421 code for a protein of 806 amino acids. The record is from RefSeq and is a predicted model, not a curated record.